This is a messenger RNA of Dermacentor andersoni, 774 nucleotides long. RefSeq lists its product as uncharacterized. NCBI's taxonomy places the organism in Eukaryota, Metazoa, Arthropoda, Arachnida, Ixodida, Ixodidae. The record is from RefSeq and is a predicted model, not a curated record.
AUGUGCAUUGUGCCAGCAGCGAAAACGUUUUUCUUUAAGCUGCACACCUCCACACUGCCAGUUAAAACGUGGCUUCAGAAAAAAGGACUGUAUGUACCCUGGAAUACAAAUUGUAGACUUUGCAAUCAACCCGAGACAAUAGAACAUUGCUUUAUACUUUGUCGUGACGCAUUUAAUUUUUGGGACAUUUUACUAGGAACUGUCAAAAAAGACUUUUUUCUCACAUAUUAUGGUGUCCGGUUCCUACCUUUCAAAAAGACAGUCAGUAAUACACCGUACGAUUUGUUUAUGUUAUUAGGACUUUAUUCAUUAUGGAGAAGUCGAAUGAUCGACAGAUAUGCCGAGUCGCCUCGCUCGACAAGGUCUAUCUUCCGAGAAGAAACUGCUCAAGUCCGUAGUGUGGUGGCUACAUUUGAUCCCGUACCUGAAUGGAUUUCGCGUCUGGACGCUUGUGUUUGUUUGCCAGAAUUUUGAACUGUCAUUGAACUGCAUACUAUGUGUGAAUUUGUUUAUCAUGUAUGUUCAUAUGUAAUGGAACUGUGUCGGUUUGACACUACUGAUAAUUCCAUGCAAUAAAGAAAAAAAAAGAAAAAGCUGGCGUGGCGUAGCGUAGUGGUGAAGUACCGGGCUUGGGAUGUCUAGGUCCGACGAUCGAAGCCUGGUCUAAGCGUUUUCAGUUUUUUUUUCUUGCACUAAUACGCUCUUUAUUGCUUUCUGUAUUCAAAAAAAUAUAUGCGGUUGCCAGGCACCACGUAUUUAACGCGCUAGAGCUCA